Messenger RNA from Chrysochloris asiatica (Cape golden mole), 1587 nucleotides. It is a transcript of the gene ACVR2B, whose product is annotated as activin A receptor, type IIB. Gene Ontology annotation, cellular component: activin receptor complex; plasma membrane. The transcript has 11 exons. Gene Ontology annotation, molecular function: activin receptor activity; ATP binding; activin binding. Lineage: Eukaryota; Metazoa; Chordata; Mammalia; Afrosoricida; Chrysochloridae. Bases 5 to 1543 code for a protein of 512 amino acids. Gene Ontology annotation, biological process: cellular response to growth factor stimulus; activin receptor signaling pathway; protein phosphorylation. The record is from RefSeq and is a predicted model, not a curated record.
GAACAUGACGGCGCCCUGGGCGGCCCUCGCCCUCCUCUGGGGAUCGCUCUGCGCGGGCUCUGGGCGUGGGGAGGCCGAGACAAGGGAGUGCAUUUACUACAACGCCAACUGGGAGCUGGAGCGCACCAACCAGAGCGGCUUAGAGCGCUGUGAGGGCGAGCAGGACAAGCGGCUGCACUGCUACGCCUCCUGGCGCAACAGCUCCGGCACCAUCGAGCUGGUCAAGAAGGGCUGCUGGCUGGACGACUUCAACUGCUACGAUAGGCAGGAGUGUGUGGCCACUGAGGAGAACCCCCAGGUGUAUUUCUGCUGCUGUGAAGGCAAUUUCUGCAACGAGCGCUUCACCCACUUGCCGGAGGCUGGGGGCCCAGAAGUCACGUACGAGCCACCCCCGACAGCCCCCACCCUGCUCACGGUGCUGGCCUACUCGCUGCUGCCCAUCGGAGGCCUCUCCCUCAUUGUCCUGCUGGCCUUCUGGAUGUACCGGCAUCGCAAGCCUCCCUAUGGCCAUGUGGACAUUCACGAGGACCCUGGGCCUCCUCCCCCGUCCCCUCUGGUGGGCUUGAAGCCACUGCAGCUGCUGGAGAUCAAGGCUCGGGGACGUUUUGGCUGUGUCUGGAAGGCGCAGCUCAUGAACGACUUUGUGGCUGUCAAGAUCUUCCCACUCCAGGACAAGCAAUCUUGGCAGAGUGAGCGGGAGAUCUUCAGCACUCCGGGCAUGAAGCACGAGAACCUGCUGCAGUUUAUCGCCGCUGAGAAGCGCGGCUCCAACCUCGAGGUGGAGCUCUGGCUCAUCACGGCCUUCCACGACAAGGGCUCCCUCACGGAUUACCUCAAAGGGAACAUCAUCACGUGGAACGAACUGUGUCACGUGGCAGAGACGAUGUCACGAGGCCUCUCUUACCUGCAUGAGGACGUGCCCUGGUGCCGUGGAGAGGGCCAUAAACCGUCCAUCGCUCACAGGGACUUUAAAAGCAAGAAUGUAUUGCUGAAGAGCGACCUCACAGCCGUGCUGGCUGACUUUGGCUUGGCUGUUCGGUUUGAGCCAGGGAAACCUCCAGGGGACACCCAUGGUCAGGUGGGCACACGACGGUACAUGGCCCCUGAGGUCCUGGAGGGAGCCAUCAACUUCCAGAGAGAUGCCUUCCUGCGCAUCGACAUGUAUGCCAUGGGGCUGGUGCUGUGGGAGCUGGUGUCGCGCUGCAAGGCUGCGGAUGGGCCCGUGGAUGAGUACCUGCUGCCCUUUGAGGAAGAGAUUGGCCAGCACCCGUCGCUCGAGGAGCUGCAGGAGGUAGUUGUGCACAAGAAGAUGCGACCUACCAUUAAGGAUCACUGGCUGAAGCACCCGGGCCUGGCCCAGCUCUGUGUGACCAUUGAGGAAUGCUGGGACCAUGAUGCAGAGGCGCGCCUGUCUGCCGGCUGUGUGGAGGAGCGGGUGUCCCUGAUCCGGCGGUCGGUCAACGGCACUACCUCGGACUGUCUUGUAUCCCUGGUGACCUCCGUCACCAACGUGGACUUGCCCCCUAAAGAGUCAAGCAUCUAAGCCCGAGACACUACUAUCUCUCCAGACUCAGUGGAUCUGAAGAA